This is a messenger RNA of Caenorhabditis angaria, 4700 nucleotides long. The record is from the annotation of a GenBank genome assembly. NCBI's taxonomy places the organism in Eukaryota, Metazoa, Nematoda, Chromadorea, Rhabditida, Rhabditidae.
AUGUCUCAGUUCCAAUUGGAGCAAUCGUCGGUGAUAAAAACCGCGCCGCCCGGUGCUCGACAACUCGUCGAUUUUCCCAAAAACGAGCCGAUCGAUAUUGCGCCACUGGCAAAUCUCCAAGAUUUAUCAAAAAUGCAAUCGCUAGACUACUACUCCACCCAGAUGCCGCAGUAUACCCGAGUUUAUGAAUAUGUGGGGCACACCACUCCACAAUUCAUCUCAACACAUCCUGGAUCAGCAGCCGCCACACAACAAUUAUAUUAUCCGACAGUUCUGGCGAACACGGUUCAGCAAGAUUGGGGGAGACAAAUGGAGGCUGGGUAUAGUACACAGGGUGCGGUGGGGUAUUCGAGGAACACGCAGCAGACGCAACAGGCACAGCAGUAUUCGCAGCAGCAGCAACAACAACAACAAGUGUCGGUGGAAAAUGAGAGAAUUGUUUAUAAAGCUGUUGAUAUGCCAUCGCCUGUUGAUUCGGGAAUCGGUGGAGAUAUUUCAUUGUUGACGAAUCCGAAGGAGGAAUUUUUUGGCGAUCAGAUGAUGGAGAGGAAUAGCGAGAGAACAUUGAGUCAUAGGGAUUCGCCACUUGUUAUUCCCAAAUUGUGAGGGAUUUUUCAACUUUAAAACUAUAAUUUUUGGUCCUUAGGCCUGUAUUUUAGGUCCGAAGAACUUUAAAUGCUUCUGACUCCUUAAAAAUCUGUUUUUUUACUUUAAGCCCAUUAAAACUUGAUUUUCUGAACAUUGAGUUUCAGAUUUUUCGAGGAAACUUUAAAACUCCUUAAAAAUCUGUUUUUUUACUUUAAGCCCAUUAAAACUUGAUUUUCUGAACAUUGAGUUUCAGAUUUUUCGAGGAAACUUUAAAUUAAUUCGAAACCUUCCAGACCAAAGAUUUUUGAUAAGAACUCUAAGGUUAAUUUUUAAAAUUUUUAAAAUUCAAAUUUGAAUGCUUCUAAAAUUGUUUAAAAUAAUUCUGGAAUAGUUUUUCUCAAGUGUUAUAUUAAUUCGAAACCUGGCUUUUAGGCUUGGCCUAAGUUAAAGGAUUAGCCUAAGUUAAAGGCUUAGCCUAAGUUAAAGGCUUAGCCUAAGUUAAAGUCUUUUAGGCUUAGCCUAAGUUAAAAGCAUUCAGGCUUAGCCCAAGUUAAAGGCAUUUAGGCUUAGCCUAAGUUAGAGGCUUUUAGGCUUUUAACAAAAAAUGUUAAACUUAACAGCACUCUACCACCAGAUCAUCCUACCUCUACCUUAUUCCAAAACUUCCAGACACAACGCCCUCGGCUUUCAAUACGUUCUCGAAGCGCCAAUCUCAACCUCAGUUCGACGAGAAGACGAUCGAAUGACCUAUGUGAACAAGGGUCAAUUCUACACCGUCGCCUUGGAUUACAUCCCAGAUCCAUGCAAACCUUUGAAAAACGUCACAGUCAAAAGUCAAUUGAUGGUUGUGUUUCGAGAAGAUAAAACGUAUGAGGAAGAGAUUAAAACGUGGCAAUUCUGGCAUUCACGACAACACUCAUCGAAACAGCGAAUUCUUGAGGUGGAUAGUAAAAAUAGUAGUGGAAUGAUUGGACAAGUUGAGGAAAUUGCGCAUAACGCCGUGCAAUUUUAUUGGAAUCCGUCGGAGCAAAAUGGUGUAAAGAUCAGCAUCGCUGUUCAAUGCUUGUCGACCGAUUUUUCGAAUCAGAAAGGUGUCAAAGGUCUUCCGCUUCAUGUUCAAGUUGAUACGUAUGACGGGGAUAAUGAUAAAUUACCAUUUCAUCGAGGUUAUUGUCAGAUUAAGGUGUUUUGCGAUAAGGUGAGUAUUGAUUUUUGAAGGCGGGGGAGGGGGGCUGGGAAAAGGGAAAAUCCCCAGGGAGAAUAUUUGCGGCGUCCAAAAAAACAGCCCUUCAGAUUGAAGGCACAUGCUGAAAGUACGGUAGAGCCUGCACAUCUAACUCGAUUCGUAUGGAAAAUCGCUCAUUUCCAUCUAUACCAGCGACGCGUAUGCGUUGCGGUCGCUUUCCAAACCCAAUAAGAAGAUAGUUAGAUACGCAGGUGGUACGGUUGUUUACUGUGUGUACCUUUAAAAAACACUUUUGGACGCCGCAUAAUUUUUUUCUACCCCCAUAAAUACCCCUGAGUCAAUUAAAAAUCCUCUAGGGAGCUGAGAGAAAACUUCGUGACGAAGAUAAACGUGCUCAAAAACGAAAGAUCGCAGGUAUCUUGAACAUAUAUAUCUUAGUGUCGUUCUGUCGUUUAGAAAAAACGCUUUAACACAAUUUGUCCAUGUCCUGUCUUCUCAUAUAACUCUCUAUGUAAUCUUAUUUAUGUGUUAAUUGUUUUGUAGGGUGCGAAUCGCAAAAUGUUGCACGAGAAUCGACGAGACGAAAAACGACGAAUGCAAGGUAACAUUAGAUAUACUUUAACUUUUUGUCGAGUCUUCGCUUAUUGUCUCGUAAUUUGUCUAAUUAACGUCGUUAACCAUUCCUCACCGCUCAAAAUCCCCCAAAAAUAUUUUGUUUUCUAGAAUUCGCCUCUGCUGGAAACAUGACUGGCCGCAAGAAGUCCGAAGGAGAAUAUCAUGAGCAAUGCGAGCGAUCCGAGUUCUACCAUAUGCGAGAGUUGGACAAACCGGCGGCGCUUUUCAUUGCGCCUGAGGAGUAUGACACGAGAUAUGUGGAUAGCACAAGUAUUAGUUAUGAUAUGAGCGAGAUGGAGCCGAUUCCGAAAAGGCCGAGGACAACUGAAAGGAGUAAGGCAUUUUUUAAAAAUAAUUUUGCAAAAAAAUAAGAAGAAAACAACGAGACUCCGCGUUGAUGACAGCGCGUGUGGUUUAUUAUACCUGAUAUUUAAUCGAUUCUUAAGAAAACAUUUUUAUGUUGCUAACUUUUAUGUUUACCGCCCCAAACCUGUUCCCACCAAUUGUUGUCCUGUCGAGAAGCAAGUCUGAAAUCGCAUUUCAGACCACCAGUGCUUCGAUUCCACUUCUUCUUCCACCACAACAUCAAAUCAUAUUUCAGUAAUGUUAUACGUUCGAAAACGCGAAGAACAAAUCUACCAACCGUUACAUGUUGUACCAUCGUCGCUCGCUGGACUCGCAUUGGCGAUUGCCAAUAAGUUCAACGUCGAACCAGAGAAGGUGAGCUUUUUGAUUUUGAUAAGUGUCGUGGCCGUGGGAAGCCUAGGCCAUUAGGGGGUUUUUAUUUAGGUUUCUACAUAUGGCCUAGAAUUCUAUUUCUAGUCCCUGCUCAUUUUUAGGUUCCUAGAAUUACAGUGAUUCGCUACAAGACCUGAAAAUACCAUGAAGUUUGUUUAAAGGAACAUUCUGGCACUUAAAAGUACACCUUUAAAGGAACAUUCAUUUAAAGGUAUAGCAAUUCACUGCAUUUUCAAUUUCGCAACCCUUUCCCCUCCAAAUCUUUGCUUUUUUCCAUCUCUACCCCAAAAAAAAAGUCAAUAAUUUUAUUUUUGCGAGAAAUUCCAAAAUGUUUGUUCGUGUUUUUGCUCUAGGCUCAAUUGUCUUUUCUUCUCCGCGGGUUUUUUUCCGAGACCGUGCGCCGAGAAUAGAAUCAAAAAGACAGAAAAUAGACCAGCGAAGAGUGUAUUUACAUAAACCUAUCAUCUUCUUUCGUUUUUUGUGCCUCCUAUUGUAUUUAUUAUUUAUACAUAUGACCGUCACUUAUGAUGACCGAAAAUAUAUAUAUGAAAAUUUGUCCUGGGGCAAGGGGCCUUAGGGGUAUUUUUGAAAAAUUAUUAGAAAAAAACAGGGGAACUUUUGGUCUUACAUGUUUUAUUGACACGCUGAACAUUAAUACAAAUACAACCACAAAACAUUGAAUAAAUAUUCAAUCCUCAUGUAUUACAAACAAAAAAAUAAACACUUUUUCGGUGAUGAAAAGAGAGGGGGAGAGGAGAGGGAUUAUUAUUGAACACUAGAUACUUUAAUUUCAAAAAUAUAGUUCCCAAAGGGCUUGAAAUCUAUGUUCAUACAAGUGGGGUUAUUUUUCCGAUGAUUGUAACAUGAGUCCCCCCCUAUAGGUUCAAUGUAAAAUAGGUUACCAUAAGAUUAAUUCAAAAUUUUUGUGCAAGUGAGUCAAAAUAGGUUAGAGAGGGCUAACCCAACUCGAAUGAUAUAAUUUUUGAAGACUUUGGGUUAACGUUAAGUGAUUUAGCCACGUUAGCGACGUUUGUCGACCGUCGAAUCACCUACGAGUGGGGUAAAAUCCUCACUAAAAAGUGGUUUAGCCACUUCCGGCCGAUUUAAAUAUCGCUAAGCCAUUUAACGUCGCUAAAUCACGUAUGCGUAAGGUAACAUCCUCACUUAUAAGUGAUUUAGCCACGUCCGGUCGAUUUAAACGUCGAAAAAUCAUUUAAUGUCGCUAAAACACCUACGAGUGGGGUAAAAUCCCCACUAAAAAGUGGUUUAGGCACGUCCGGUCGACCCUUGAGAAAAUUCUCCAAAAUUUUCAAAAGUUGAGGGCCCUACCUCUAAAAAUGCACCUAAAGUUAACCCCCCCCCCAAACCAAUCAAUAAAUCAAUAAUCUUACAGAUGAGCGGUGUCUACAAACGAUGUGCCAAAGGAAUAACAGUAAAAAUGGACGAAGACAUGCUGCGACACUAUUGCAACGAAGACACAUUCAUCAUUGAUGUCGAACCAUCUGCAGAGCUACCCGGAUCAUUUGCAGCCACUCUAGUCGAAGUAUCACCCCAACAAUACGCUUCAUCAUAG